This is a messenger RNA of Cajanus cajan (pigeon pea), 1236 nucleotides long. RefSeq names its product rubredoxin family protein (gene ENH1). Gene Ontology annotation, molecular function: protein binding; iron ion binding. The record is from RefSeq and is a predicted model, not a curated record. Lineage: Eukaryota; Viridiplantae; Streptophyta; Magnoliopsida; Fabales; Fabaceae.
GGUGUUAAUUGGGGAGUUGCAUCAGCUGUUUACAGUCCUUGAAUGGCUUGAGACCAUACAGUAAGGUUUGCUUGGUGUCUCCAUCUCCACCACCAGUCAAAUAUUAUCCAUAUUUUGAAAAUUAAAAAACGAAACAAAAAAGCAUUUCUCUGAACACCAUGAAAAAAUAAAAAGAAAAGGAGAAACUUUUUGCUCUAUUCAUUUUUAUUAUUCUGAGGAACGUGUGUUUGUUUGGUGGUGAAUUCCUAUCCACACGUCUCACCGGAGACAUGUCUGCUGUGGUUGCCGGUUCCUCCUCUUCACUCUCUGCCACCUUCACCACCAGGAGGAGCAGCCCCUCCUUAAAAAACACUCACCUCACACAUUCCAAGACACUCACUCUUCCUCAAUGCCAGAAAACAUCUUUGCAAGGCCUCUCACUUCAUGAAGCCAAAAGGGGUGUUUCAGAAUCCUUCCUAGGUGAGAACAGGAACGGUUCCUCCAUUGCUGGAAGGAGACUUGAGAUCACAGCAAGAACUGCUGGGGCUUCAAAGACAAUUGAGGCGGAGGUUGACAAGCCACUUGGCCUCACCUUAGGUCAAAAAUCCGGUGGUGGUGUUGUCAUCACUGCUGUUGAUGGUGGUGGAAAUGCAGCGAGAGCAGGGUUAAAGGCAGGGGACCAAGUCCUUUAUACUAGCAGUUUCUUUGGGGAUGAAUUGUGGCCUGCUGAUAAGCUUGGAUUUACUAAAACCGCAAUUCAAGCAAAGCCUGAUUCUGUCUACUUUGUUGUGAGCAGAGGUGCUGAUGUAGACGUUAAAAGGCUUCCAAAGCGUCCUGCUCCUCCUCGAUUUGGAAGAAAACUAACUGAGGCCCAAAAGGCUAGAGCUACUCACAUUUGCCUUGAUUGUGGAUACGUAUACACCUUACAGAAACCUUUUGAUGAGCAGCCGGACACAUAUGGGUGUCCUCAAUGUCAAGCACCUAAGAAGAGGUUUGCUCGGUAUGAUGUUAACACUGGAAAAGCUAUUGGUGGGGGCUUGCCUCCUAUUGGAGUUAUUGUUGGACUCGUGGCUGGUCUAGGUGCAGUUGGAGCUUUGCUUCUUUAUGGUCUUCAGUAACAUUUUAUUCCAUCACAUCUCAUUUUCAGUCCUCCAAUAUUGGACCUUGUAUCUCAUAAACUCCUCGGAUAUUCAUGUGAAAGUUAAAUGAAGCUUUCUUUAUGAGAUUCAAAGUGAAUUUCUAACUACUUUUGUUGUA